Meleagris gallopavo (turkey) is the source of this 4289-nucleotide messenger RNA. Lineage: Eukaryota; Metazoa; Chordata; Aves; Galliformes; Phasianidae. The record is from RefSeq and is a predicted model, not a curated record.
GGGGGAGAAGGGCGGCGAGUCUCGCGAUAUUUGAGCAAAAGCCUCGCGAGAGUGUCUCCCUGCCGGUGCGUGGCGGAGCUCGGGUACGUCGGCUGCGGGAGUGCCGUUACCGCACUGCUCCGUUUACACCGUGCCGAUCACCCCACCGGAUCUCGUAGGGUUUCUGAGGCAAGUCUCGCGUGGCCUGGAGGACCACAGUCAGGCCUGAGGAACGCUUUGGCCGUGGACGCCAUUUUGGCUUCUCUACAUCUAGCCACUGGGUGCCGAGCGUGUGCUGAGCCUCCUCACCCACACAAGUAGCCAGCAAUGGGGAAGGCUGCAAAGCGCAAGAAAAAGGCCUCCACAUUUUCAAAAGCCAAGGGCUCAGCAGAGCCAACCAUAGCCAUGGUGAAGAGCAAUCCCUUUGAGGUGAAAGUCAACAGGCAGAAGUUUAACAUCUUGGGAAGGAAGACCAAGAACGAUGUGGGGCUGCCUGGUGUGUCACGGUCCAAGGCUAUCAAGAAGCGAACUCAAACGUUAUUGAAAGAAUAUAAAGAAAAAGAAAAGACAAAUGUGUUUAAAGAUAAGCGUUUUGGUGAAUAUAACACUAAAAUAAGUCCAGAGGAAAAGAUGAUAAAACGAUUCACUUUGGAAAGACAGCAAAACUAUGGAAAGAAAAAUAUCUAUAAUCUUAAUGAAGAUGAAGAAUUAACUCAUUUUGGCCAAUCUUUAGCAGAAAUUGAAAAACUGAAUGAUAUUAUUGAUAGUGAUAGUGACACCGAUGAAAGGGGAGCAUUGUCAGCUGAGUUAACUGCUGCUCACUUUGGAGGGGGCGGAGGCCUUCUUCGUAAAAAAGCAUCUAGUGAACAGGAAGAUGAAGAGGAGGAAAAACCUAAAUCUAGGAAGGAACUCAUAGAAGAGUUGAUAGCCAAAUCUAAACAAGAAAAGCAAGAAAGGCAGAGUCGGAGAGAAAGUGCCUUAGAACUUACUGAAAAGCUUGACAAUGACUGGAAGGAAAUCCAAACCCUUAUGGCCCGCAAACCCCCAAAGUCAGAAAGAAAGGACAAAGAGGCAGAAAAACCCAAGCCUGAUGAAUAUGAUAUGAUUGUUCGAGAACUUGGAUUCGAGAUGAAAGCAAAACCUUCAGAAAGGAUGAAGACAGAAGAAGAAUUGGCAAAAGAGGAGGAGGCGCGACUCCAGAAGCUAGAGGCAGAUCGACUACGUCGAAUGCGUGGAAUAGAUGAACAAGAGAAUAAAAAGAAACCCAGCCACGUGUCAGCUGAUGAUCUAGCUGAUGGCUUUAUCCUGGACAAAGAUGACAGACGUUUAUUGUCUUACAAGGAUGGAAAAAUGAACAUUGAAAAUGUGGAGGAGGAGGAGGACAAAGAAGAGGAGGAGGACAAAGAAGAGGAAGAGGAACAGGAAGAAGAGGAAGGUGAGAAGGAAGAUAAUGAGAAUGAAGAAGGUGAGGAAGAAUCUGCUACUGAAGAUGAGGAGGAUGUUGCAUCAGAUAACCACUCGGAUCUUGAGUCGGAUCUUGAGAGUGAAGAAGAAGCUGCAGGAAAUAAAGAACAAAAGAAACAAAAGACAAAUGAAAAUGAAUCACAGAAUGUGGAGGAACUGGAUCCAAAAAUGGAAGCUGCCAAAUCAGAGCUUCCAUAUACAUUUGCUGUUCCUGAGUCCUAUGAGAAAUUUAAAUCUUUAUUGGCUGGAAGAACAGUAGAGCAACAGCUUAUUAUACUGGAGAGGAUUCAGAAAUGCAAUCAUCCAAGUCUUGCAGUGGGAAACAAAACAAAGUUGGAAAAACUGUUUGGCUUUCUUCUGGAAUAUAUUGGAGAGUUAGCAACUCUGGAUCUACCAGAGCUGAAAACAAUUGACAAACUCAUCCUGCCAUUGUACAAUCUUUGCCAGAUGUUUCCUGAAGCAGCCAGUGGCAAUAUUAAGUUUGUCCUUCGAGACGCUGCACAUGAGAUGGAAGAAGUAAUUGAAGUCAAAGGCCGUGCAACAUUUCCAGGCUUAGACACGCUUAUUUAUUUGAAAAUUACAUCUCUGCUGUUUCCAACAUCUGACUUCUGGCAUCCAGUUGUAACUCCUGCUUUUAUAUACAUGAGUCAGCUGCUUACUAAGUGCCGCAUCACAACAUUGCAAGAUGUUAUUAAAGGUUUGUUUAUAUGCUCUUUGCUCCUGGAAUAUGUAUCUCUCUCCAAAAGAUUUGUACCAGAACUCAUCAAUUUUCUUCUUGGAGUACUUCACAUAUCUCUACCCAAACAGCAGGCCCAAGGUGAGUUUGUUAGUAUAAAUGAGUUAAGAAAUUUUUAUAUUAGUGUUCUUUAAAAUUUCAUUAAUUAAUUAAUUGUCUUUCACAAUGAAUCUAGUGUUUUGAACAGAAGAGUCCAACCAUCUGCUAGACUAGCUUUCCAUAGCUUUGAUCUUUCAGGAAAGAAACAACGUUUUUUAAAUUGCUCACAAUUGCUUCUGCAGUUUUGUUCUAAAUAGACCACGUUAUAGGACUGCAGCCUAAAAUUCACAGUUCCUAUAGGAUUACAAUGAGUACUCUGUUCUUCACAGUAAAGAAGCAGUUAAUGCUGCAGGCACUCUUCCUCAUCAGCUAAUAGCCAUUUCAUCAAGAGAAGUACGUCACAAAAUUGUUAUUUUUCCUUUUUGUUUGUGUGUCAGGGAUUUGUUGUAGUUUAAUAGAAGGCAGCUAUCCCCAUAAGCAGAUUAGUCUAUGCUGUAACAUAACUGUGUAAACUUAGUUUGUGCAGACAACAAGAACAAUAAAACUGUCUUUUCAAUGGAAUCCAUCUGCUAGCAAGUGAUUUUCAAUUGCCAGUCUUCCAGUCUUUGUCUUUCUGUGACUUUUUUUUCUGUGUGGACUCAUCUCUAGCUUUAAAAUUGCUCCAGAUCUGAAGCUUCUUGUUAAAGUGUUUAGUGACAAAAAUUCACCUAGAGGAGCUUAGUCAGAGCACAUUGCUAAUUCAUGUGCUAGUGUUUCUGUCUGGGUCACUCAUAGUGUCUUUGAGCACUGCAGGAGGAGUAUUCUCAAAUGAAAAAUUACAAUUAUUUAUUGGCAAAUACUCAGAGAAAACAUCUGGGAUUUAAUGAACUUACAGGGUAAUUAUUACUGUGUUAAUCGCUGUUGAUGAAACACGCCAAGUCUUUGUUCUCUGGGCGUGGAAGGUGUGGAAGGUUCAUCUUCUGUUGUUUCAGUAUUUCAGUUUAUCUUCAGCAUUACUGAGUAGUUGUCUUGCAGUUCCCUUUUUUGCUCCUUCAAGACUUUCAUGCCUUCUUGUGCUCGUGUUCUUUUCUUCUUCUGUGUUCUUGAGCUACCCGUGACCCCUUUCUCAACAAGCUUAGUAUUGCAUUUUCACCUUUAUUAGCUUGUGUGGCUGUAACCUGUAGACUCACCCAGCUCCUUCUCACAGUGUAGCAGUUUUCUCUGAAGUGUGAGCCAAGGUUACACAGCUGGGUUGCAUCAGAGCUAAAGCACUGGAUUCUCAGAACACCAACAGCUGAGCUCUUAGAAUGAGAUGGGAAGAGGCUACAGAGUGGGUGGGUUACACUGUGCUUAAACUGUUUUCUCCUUUGUGUAGUCUUGUAGGAGUCGAUGAUCUACAAAGGUUUUAGAUACCAUUAAAAUACAGGUUUUUGCAAAAUCAGAUAAGCUUUUUAAAAAUAAUUAGUGGUAAUUAUUUAAGUUUUAACCUUUUUUAAUUCCUUUGUAUUUCUGCUAGUGUAUUUACAUUAGUUAAAUUUUCAUGGUGUUGUUAAAGUUUAUACUAAAGGCACAGCAUUCUCUUUCUGAAAAUUUUUCACUCAACAUUGAUGUUUUGAAGUUACCAGAUCUCCCAUCGUGUUUAUAACUAUCAUUCAGGGAACUGUUACUUAUAAAUGUGAUGGUUUUACUUUGCAGCAGAGAAUAUUUUAAAGCAAACUGACAUCCAGCUCUCUGGAAUAUUUUAUGUUGUCACACCAAAAAAUUUCUUGAGGUUUUAUUUUGACAAUGGGUAACAUCAACAAGUAGAACUGAUAUUGUUUUCGUUAUAUGAGUUUAAUCCAUUUAUUUUUCACAUGAAAUGGUACAGAAUACAACUUCAUGAAAGACUGAAAUACACUUUCUGAUCUGGUUUAGGCCUUUUUUUUUUAGUAGAAAAGCUGGAGGGAAAGAGUAGGAAGGAAUCACCAUUGUUAAUAGCCUCAGUUAAUGGAACUCUCAUUUAGAGCUGCUAUCCUCUCACAAAUAAAAGAAAUAAUAAACAGUUUUGAAAUUAGUUCCAUUGUAAGCUUGCAGAGCUUAGAGAAUAAAGAAA